This is a messenger RNA of Halteromyces radiatus, 399 nucleotides long. Its product is annotated as profilin. The record is from RefSeq and is a predicted model, not a curated record. Gene Ontology annotation, molecular function: actin monomer binding. The transcript is spliced from 4 exons. Bases 1 to 399 code for a protein of 132 amino acids. Gene Ontology annotation, cellular component: cell cortex. NCBI's taxonomy places the organism in Eukaryota, Fungi, Mucoromycota, Mucoromycetes, Mucorales, Cunninghamellaceae.
AUGUCUUGGCAACAAUAUGUCGAUAACAAUCUCAUUGGCACUGGUCAAGUGUCCGAAGCUGCUAUCUAUGGUUUGAACGGUACUCUCUGGGCCGCUUCUGCUAAUUUCAAGUUAUCUACCCCUGAAAUCAAUGAACUCAUCAAGGGCUUCAGUGACUCUGAUGCUAUACAAGCCAGUGGAAUCCAUAUCAAUGGUAUCAAGUAUCUUACUCUCCGAGCUGAUGACCGUUCCAUCUACGCCAAAAAGGGAGCUGAUGGUGCUUGUGUUGUGAAAACCAAUCAAGCUAUUCUUAUUGGUGUUUACAAGGAAGGUAUUCAACCCGGUUCCUGUACCAAGGUUGUUGAAGGAUUGGCUGAUUAUUUGAUUGGUGUUAACUUCAAGGGAAGAUUGUUUUACUAA